Molecule: messenger RNA, 1389 nt
Organism: Dujonia railenensis
Lineage: Eukaryota; Fungi; Ascomycota; Pichiomycetes; Serinales; Debaryomycetaceae
Source: the annotation of a GenBank genome assembly
AUGGUUUCAGUUUCUAAGUUGAUCAAUAAUGGUUUGAUCUUGGCCACUCAGCAAAUCUUCUCACCAGUAGCUUCCCCAGAGCAAGCUGCAGUUGAGCAGUAUAACAUUCUUCACUUUUUGGGUGGUUCUGCUCCUUAUAUUCAAAACCCAGGUUACGGUAUCUCGACUGACAUUCCACCUCAAUGUACCCUUGAACAGGUUCAAUUGUGGUCCAGACAUGGUGAACGUUACCCAUCGAAGAGUACUGGUAAAACAUAUUCCGCGCUCUACCAAAAGCUUAAGGCAUACAAUGGUACUUUCAAGGGAGAUUUAGCUUUCUUGAAUGAUUAUACUUACUAUGUUCCAGACACUUUCUGGUACGAAAAGGAAACUACUCCAGCAAACUCUGAAGGUUACUUCUCAGGAACGUCUAACGCUCAAAGACAUGGUGCUGCAUUUAGAGCCAAGUACAAUGCCUUGUACGAUUCAAGCAAGCCAUUGCCAGUCUUUUCAUCAAACUCCCGUAGAUGUUACCAAACUUCUAACUACUUUGCCAGAGGUUUCUUAGGUGAUAACUUCACCGACAGUGCCGUAGACUUUGUCGUCAUUUCUGAAGAUGCUAGCCAAGGUACUAACUCGUUAACUCCAAGAUACGCCUGUAACGCCUACAAUGAUUCAAUUAAUGAUGAUAAAUUCUCUAACUAUUCCACUGACUAUUUAAAGACUGCUUUAGCUAGAUUCAAGAACGACAACCCUGGCUUAAACCUCUCAACCAGAGAUGUUCAAAACAUGUUCGGAUACGCUGCUUUUGAAAUUAACGUCAGAGGUUACUCACCAUUCGCUGCUAUCUUCACCAAUGAAGAAUUGAUCAGCUACUCAUACUCUAACGAUUUAGACAACUACUACUCCAAUGGCCCAGGACACAAUUUAACCAAGGUUAUCGGUUCUACCAUCCUUAAUGCUUCUUUAACCUUAUUGAAGGACACAACAGCUGAAAACAAGGUCUGGUUAUCAUUCUCACAUGACACUGAUUGGGAAAUCGUUAAUGCUGCUCUUGGUUUAAUGGACCCUGAAACCCCAUUAAGUCCCGAUGCGGUUCCAUUCCCUAACCCAUAUGUGCAUUCUAGAUUGGUCCCACAAGGUGCCAGAUUCUACACUGAAAAGUACUCUUGCGCAAAUGAAACUUACGUAAGAUACAUUCUUAACGAUGCUGUUAUUCCAUUAAAGGGCUGUUCAAGUGGUCCAGGUUUCUCCUGUAAGUUCGAUGAAUUUGAGACUUACAUUGAAAACAGAUUAAAGGGUGUCAACUGGGUUGAACAAUGUGAAGUUUUCAGCAAUGUUUCUCAGUCUGUCUCAUUCUACUGGGAUUACACCACUACCAAGUACAAUGCUACUUUACUUGACCAAUAG